AAACCUUUGGUAGUUAUAUAACAUUUCACAUACAAUUUGAUUCAUAUGAUGAUUCACCUCCAAAAAAUGCUUUUGAUAUAUUAAUGACUUCAUCAAAAACAAGAACACUACUAACAUUUAGUUUUUCAGAAGAACUAAAAUCAAAUGAUGAAUUAAAAUUAGAAAUAGCUUCUUAUGUAGGAUCUCAUAGUGUUGGUUGGACAACUGAACAAACAAAAAAAAAUCAUGAAUUAAUGGUACCUAUAGUAAAUGAAGAGGAUACAGAAAAAUUGAAAAUUAUUAUACCUGUUAUAUUUAGGAAUUUGGAAUUAGUCAAGAAAUAUAAAGAACUUAUUGAUGCUGUUAAAACUGUGACAUAUUGGGAAAAAGUUAAUGUGGAUCUAUUUUAUUCUGAAAACAAUUCCGUUGCAAAAAUUGAUUCAAAUGCUGAUGAAUCUAUAGCAUUUGAGAAAAAUUAUGAAGUCUGUAAUAAAUUAAAGGAAUCUAUGCCUAAAUAUGCUACUCAGGCAAUGAGAAAAGAAUUUGUUAAUACAUGUGAAAUGUUUCUUGAAAAUGUUGAAAAAUCUCAAGUUCGUUAUAUAUAUAAAGAAUUUAUGGAAGAUUAUUCUGCAGAUGAAUCUGAAAUAGAUGUCAGAGUUAGGUUAGCAUUUGAUUUAAAUAAUCCAGAAUUAGUUACAAAUCUUAGGCAUUUUAAUGAAAGUCAAAUAUCAAUAUAUAAUCCUUUUUGGGAUGAGGAUUCUAUUAUUGCUGUUAAUGAAAGGCAGCAUGAUCCUAUAGUACAUUUAGCUCGUGCUAUAUCU
Molecule: messenger RNA, 800 nt
Organism: Funneliformis geosporum
Lineage: Eukaryota; Fungi; Glomeromycota; Glomeromycetes; Glomerales; Glomeraceae
Source: the annotation of a GenBank genome assembly